Molecule: messenger RNA, 3632 nt
Organism: Apis laboriosa (Himalayan honeybee)
Lineage: Eukaryota; Metazoa; Arthropoda; Insecta; Hymenoptera; Apidae
Gene: wcy
Product: WW domain-containing adapter protein with coiled-coil homolog
Exons: 12
Coding region: 135-1952 (605 amino acids)
Biological process (GO): positive regulation of TORC1 signaling; regulation of autophagy
Cellular component (GO): nucleus
Molecular function (GO): RNA polymerase II complex binding; chromatin binding
Source: RefSeq, a predicted model, not a curated record
GAUCACGUAUGUGACAUGGCGUCCGGGUAGAAAGAAAGUUGACUGUUAAAUAAGCGUUAAUGUUGUUUUUAUGACAUUGACCAACCGAAAAGGGAACAUCCGAGGCCGCGAAUUUCCCACAGACACCGGCAUUGAUGGUAAUGCAUGCGAGGAAACCACAAAGGAUCAGCGAUGGGUACUUCGAAAAGCACCAGGCCCAUCCCUAUCAGAACGCAAAGUAUAGUAGUUCUAAGGGUGGCUACUCCUCAUCAACAACAUCAUCAGAUAAUCGUUACGAAGGACGUAUGCGAGAUUCCCCAAAUGGCAACUCUUAUAGUCCAGCUGGGGGCUUGGGUAUGGGCAUGGGAACAGAUAGAGAUAGUCCUCGCAGUUACACAUCCAAGCCCCUAUACAAGAAGGAGAGAGAAAACAGAGACUACAAGUUAUCCUCCUCUAGGGACAAGUAUUCAGAUUGUGCACGAUCCCCAAAAGACAAGAGAAGCCGUGAGAGCAGAGAUUCAGAACACAGGACCAACCAUGAUAGGAGUAGUGGAGAAAUUUUACAUCCUAUAAAAUUAUCGUCAAAUUCAUCAAGAGAAUCUUCAUCUCAGAGAAAACCAUCACACAAUUCCUGUCAGGACAAACGUGGUGAUGAGCGAGGAGGUGCAAUGGAACGUUCGGCCAGGUUUGGUGAUUGGUCAGAACACAUGAGCUCUUCAGGCAAGAAGUAUUAUUACAACUGUAAAACAGAAGUUUCUCAAUGGGAAAAACCACGGGAAUGGAUUAGUCGAACAGAAAAUCGACAACGUCAGUCCAAUGAUUAUUCUUCUAGGUCAAGUCACGAUAAACAUUCCAACUCGCGGUCAAAUAGCAGUAGCAGUGUGCGAGAUGGUAAAUCGCGUCAAUCUGACAAACGAGAAUAUUGGAGUUCAUGCAGUGGAAGUGGUGGUGGUAGUAGUAGAGAAGAUGUUUCGAUUAGAGAAAGAGAAAGAGAAAAAGAACGAGAAAGAGAGCGAGAACGCGAAAGGGAUCGGGAAUCAUGUAGAGAAGAAACUGGAGUAGAGCGUCAAGCACAGGAUAUGGAUAUUUCUCCAGGUGAUUCCACCCCAACUUCCGAACCUCUAACAUCUUGUACUCACGAUCCACUGCCUCAAGGUCCUGUUUUGUUGGCUACUGCAUUACCUCGGUUAACAUCACAUCCACCAUCUACACCACAAACACCUGGAAAACUUAGUUCACCAACGCAACAAGGUAACAGUAAUGCUCCAGGACCACCAGUUUCACUAGCAAAUCUUCCGAGACUUUUAUCCCAAAUCACAGGCAAUAAAGAUCAACCUGAUAUUACACCACAAAAAGCAUUACAAACACUUCAAACAGCCGCCAUUCUAUUAUCUAGACAACAAUCGACUAGUGGAGAACGAAAUAAUAGUGGAAAUGAUGUAAUGGUCCCAUUAAAAGUUGACACAAGCGGUAACGUUACAAGUGAGGGACCACCUACUCCAACACAUUCAGAAACCCAGGAUUGCAUCGAUGCUCGAAAAUUAACAAGUCCUGGAAGUACGAAUUCUGGAGUACAAGGUUUAAGCUCAUUGCAAAAUCUUAGUACAUUAGGUUCCCUUGGAAAUUUAAAUAAUACAGGUUUACAAGCAUUAGCUAGAGUACAGCCUCCUUUAACUCCUUCCUUAACACCAUCACUUGCUAAUCACUAUCGGGAAGAUUUAACGCAACAUGUGCGUGCCUUUCCUGCUGAUAUUCUUGAAAAACAGGCACAGAAACUUAGUGAAGAAGCACAUACAAUGGGAAGUUUACAGUGUACAAGAGUAUCAGCAGAAUUAAAAACGGCACGAUCGAUAGUGAGGCUGACAGAAAUUCAAGCAACGUUACAGGAACAAAGGAUAUUAUUUCUCCGUCAACAAAUUCAAACAUUGGAGGAGCUAAAAUCCCAAAAUUCCUUCAUGUCUGACGAUUCUUAGUGUAAGAAACUUUAUAAAGUAAUUAUAAUUACAAUCUAUAAUUAAUUCAUGCAAAAAAUAAAACAUAAUUAUUAAUAUUCUCAUUAAUAUUGAAUAAUUAAGAUUGUACCUAAAUUAUAAUAUUAUGAUAGAAGUGAUAAAAAUAGUAAUGAAUAUGGGCUGCCUAGAGAGGAUUGGCUAUUCCGUUUAUCAGCUAACGAGUCUUAUUACAAUUGAUUAAGAAACCCACCUCUCUAGGAAGCACAGAAGGCCUAUCCACACGCAAACACAACACACUAAGUAAAUAGAAAAUGAAUCUAUUCUAUCAGUUCAUUGCAAACUAUUGAAUUGUCCACAUCGUCUUGUAUUACCUAUGUUAUACGUGUCAAUGUUUCAUAUCCCAAGAUUAAGCGGCAUUUUAACUAGUUGAAACAUUUUUGUUGUAAAUCUCGGAAUAAAAUUCGUGCCAGAAGUUUUAAUUCAAUUCUUUAUCGCCAUUAUCUUACCUAAUUCCCACAUAUUUGGAAAAAAAUAGUUUUGCUUUGUAAUUAUAGCAAUCUGUUUCUUUUAUUUAAAAUUUCAUCUUAAUAUAUUAAUAAUAAAAGAAAAAAGAAAAAAAAAUACAUUUUUAUGUGCAACAAAAAUUUUUAGUGGACAAGAUUGAAACUUGUAUAAAAUUUGUAAAUAAUUUUAGAGAUUUACAAUAAUCUAAUAUAUGUUACUUAUUCUCAGUGUUUUUUUGAAAGCACCUUAACAUUGUAUCAUUAAUGCAGAUUGUACAGUGUGCCAAAAUCAAAUAAGUCAAACACUUAGUGUAUCUUAAUCGUAGAUAAUUUUUAUUUUCUGCAUAACUCCUCAUACAGCUGUGCAACAUAAGAAAAUGAAUUAACGUUAUAUAAUUAUUGUAUAGUUCUAGUAAGUGGAAACUGAAUACGUAGAUUUUAUAGUAGACAAUGCAACAUGAUAAUCAAUUUGAACUUUUAAUUAAUAAUAACUGGGCUACUUUAUGUAGAAAAAAAUAUUUUUUAAUUUUUAAUCAUUUGUUUUUGUAAUUUUUAAUUACUUAUUUUUAUAAAACUUUUUGAAGUGUGAAAAAAAUACUUAUAUUUUGCCCACUCUAACUUUGUUCAAACUAUUUAAAGAAGAUUACUUUCCUUUGCUUUUUUUGAAUUUUGCAUUUAAAUAUAUCAUGUAACUAAAAUAAAAUAUUUUUUUACUAAAAACAUGUAGAACAGACAUAUGAUUGUUCAGGAUGAUAAAACCACAAAUACUAUAAUAUUAUAUUAUAAUAUGGAUUUCUUAUUUUGUAUAUUUUCUUUGAGGAACUGUUAAGGAGUGAGCUUGAUACUUACAGAAAUAAAAAGCAACGCGAAAUGUAAUCAUUAAACAAAUACAUUUGACCUAAGAAUUCGAGACUGCGACUGAAUUCUAACAUUCGUUUUCAGAUUACUUUCUCUAUGUGAACCAAAGGGUUUUUACAAAGUACUACACGUGCUUUAUUGUUUUCGUACAUUUUAUAUUAUUUACUAAAAAAAAAAAAAAAAAAAAAAUUAAAAUUUAAAGUGUAGUUACAUUACACGAUAAUUGUACUUAUUUAAAAACUCCUUGGUUCGCAUCAUUAUCUAAAUGCCCUCCUUAAAAUCGUUAUUUACUAGCUAUAAAAUAAAAUUGUAAACCAAAAUUAAACGUCAUUGUUUUCAA